AUGAGAGCAAAAAAGCAUUAAAAUCACGAUAAUUCAGUAAAUCAUAAUCAGCCUACAGCCAUUUAGAUUUACAACAAUUACCUGCAAAAGCUGCCAAUUAAAUAGCUCUAGAACUCUGACAAGUACUAAAACGGACUCUCUGGCAAGAACUCAUAAAAUCAUAGUCACCAUUUGCAACAAAAUGGGAGUUUAAAUUAAAAUAGUCUUAAUAACGGAGGUGGUAGUGUUUUCCAAAAUGCCUAUAUAUCUCAUUCCCCGUAGCCAAAUCUUAAUGCAAGAACUAAAAAGAAUAAUCUAAUGGUAUAUGGGUACAAUGGAGGUGUAGGUGGAAAUGUUGCAGGUAAUAAUCAUGGAGGUAAUUUAAUGCAGCUUCAUCAUUCAGAGACAAGCAACAUCAUGGGAACAGCACUCAAUUUAAAAUCAUAGAAAUCUAUCAAUGGAUAGCCGCACCAAUCUUCAAACAAGGAUAAUCUGCUAAGCAUCAAGAAGGAAAAAGAGCGAAUAAGCAGCCUUCUUAACUAAAAUUCUAGUAAUCUAGGUAAAUUAGUUGUACCCUCUUCACGUAAUUCUAAAGAAGAUCAAUAGUAAUCAACAAAUCAUACCAAAACAUUAGUGCUAAGUUCGCAGUAACAAAACCAUCUCUAAAACUUGUAAAACUCUGGUGCAUAGUCCGCUAAUCAAUAACAACAACCCUCUCAGUAAUAUUUUUUCUUUAACCAAUUCUAUUGUAGCGGUUCAUUUUAAGUUCAGCCAUCAAACAUUCAUGAACUGAAUUCCUUUCUAAAUAGCAAUCAUUAUUACAAUGUAUAGGAUUCUUUCCUAGAAAAGAAGCGCAUCGGGACAAACCUUGGAGUGAGUAAUCUCAUAUAAAGAAAGAUACCUGGAACACAACUUGAAAAAAAUCAGGAAUAUCUUGGUAAUAACCCUCUUUAACAUGGAUAAAAUGAGGACUUGAAAACUAUUGAUACUGAAUUGAGAGCCGCUAAUACUUAGAAUUACAAUGGAAUACUGACAGAUCCCAUAGAUAAGCAUUCUAAAAGCGUAUUAGCCAAAAAUUCGAAUCCCAUUACAACUGGGGGAGGAUCUAGAUAAGGAAGUGGAGGACACGAUUUUGUUGAUAUUAAUCAGGAAGUAGACGAUAUUUUAAAUCAAGUCAGCUAAGUCAACCAAGUAAAUAACAGCUUUACAGAUAAAAAGACUAUUCCAACAAAAUGGGUCCUAAUGAACUCAAAACAUGUUAGAAACAAAUCAGAAUCUAAAAUUGGAACAAGAACAAACGGAACCAUACCUUAGGCUUAAAAUGAUUUAAUAAGACCGAUUAUUAAGGAUAAUAGCUUCAAACUAUCCAAUAAAUCAAUUGAUAGAAUACAAUAAUUCCCAGGUGUUGUUGAAAGAUAUUCUUGCAAGUCAAGAUAGGGGUUUAUUCCAAAUACGAAAAAGACAAAUUAAGAUGCCUAUAUAAUAUAAAAAGAGUUUGCUAAUAUCAGAGGAUGUUGGUUUAUGGGAGUAUUUGAUGGUCACGGUAUGAAUGGUCAUCUUGUUUCUGAUUUUUGCAAAAGAAAUAUACCUUUGAUUCUCAGUAAUCUGAUAAAUGGUGGAAAUGGUAUUGACCCAAUUUAGGGAUUGCAAUCAGCUUAGGGGAAAAAAAGAAAAGUCAAAGGGGGUAGUAGGCAUUUUCUACCUCCACUGGUAAAUUAAAAUACUAAAAAAGAUCCAUUAAGUCAGCAUUCUUUUCAUGCUGGAGUUUAUGAUGACCAAUUUACGAAAGCAGGAGAAGUUACUACUGCAAAUUCAAUGCAUGAAAAGCUAGAUAAUAGCAGAGAUUCAUCUUAAGUUUAGCAAUGGAUGACAAAAGAUUAAACUAUUAGGGAUACAUAGAUAAAAGAGGCUUUUAAGAUUGCAUAAGAGAAGCUUGAGUAUGGAACAAAGAUUGAUUGCAUGUUUAGUGGCACGACAGCAGUUGCAUUACUAAUACAUAACAAUACUGUAAUAUGCGCUAACUCAGGGGAUUCAAGAGCUAUACUUUGCUCUUAAAAUUAAGCGGGUAUUUGGUCCUUCUUACCUUUAAGCAGGGAUCAUAAGCCAGAUGAAGCUGAUGAGGCUACUAGAGUAAGAAAAAAUAAUGGUAGAAUAGAAUAAUCAAGGUUAAUGCCAGGCUAGCCAGGAUAUGGGCAAGGUUUAAGUUCAUACUAAGCAAAUUAGCCAUAAUUUUUCGGACCUAAGAGAGUGUGGCUAAAACAUAAGUAAGUACCAGGCUUGGCGAUGACAAGAUCAAUGGGUGAUUUAGUGGCUAAAAGUGUGGGAGUAACUUAUGAGCCAGAAAUUAAAUCUAUUCAAAAUCUAAAUAGCAACGACAAGUUUAUAGUGAUUGCAUCUGAUGGACUUUGGGAUAGGAUACCAAAUGAUGAAGUGACAAGACUUAUUGCUAACCCGUAUUAUGACAGAGGCGAUCCUGAGGGUGCAGUACAAUUCUUAGUAAAGGAAGCAGCAGAUCGAUGGUCCAGAGAGUAAGGUAUGAUAGAUGAUAUUACCAUUAUCAUUGCUUUUAUCAAUACAGGUUAAAGUAAUCCAUAAGUAGCUGCUUAUUUUCCAGAUAAUAGCCCGAGUGGUGGUGGGUUAAACAGCUCUAAUAAUCAUUGA
Molecule: messenger RNA, 2640 nt
Organism: Stylonychia lemnae
Lineage: Eukaryota; Ciliophora; Spirotrichea; Sporadotrichida; Oxytrichidae
Source: the annotation of a GenBank genome assembly